Messenger RNA from Puma concolor (puma), 1063 nucleotides. The record is from RefSeq and is a predicted model, not a curated record. Lineage: Eukaryota; Metazoa; Chordata; Mammalia; Carnivora; Felidae.
GGACGGCGCGUUGGGUUAUCCCAGAGUGUGUGCGCUGUACCUGCGGUCGCCUUCGUUCCCCAGUGGCCGGCGGAAGCCCGGACGCUGGGAGUCGAGGUUGCUCCGGUUGCACACCAGGCCAGUGGCUGAUCCUGAGCCUCCAUGUACCACAGGGGCCCCCCGGGAAGAAUGGCCACCAUGGGCAGUCUGCUUGGGGGCACCGGUCCCACUGUGAGGACCCUUGUGACCUCCUCUCACCCUAACCACCUCUGAGAGGCCCCACUUCCAACAGCACAUCAUGGGAGUCGGGGCUUCAGUGUCAGAAUCCGGGGGAGACACGAAGGUCCGGGCCACAGCACUAGGUCUCUGUUCCCCUGGAAGUCUGGUUCCUGCCCGAUGCUGGCGUCCAGUGCCUGAACUGUACAGCCAGCCCUCACCAGGGAUGGUGCCUGAAGCCCACUGGGGUCUGCGCUGCCGACCUCUGCCUUCACACCUCUGAAAGCCUCGUGAUCUUGCCCAGCUGCUAUGACCAUGCCCUGUUCUGGUGCAGGUCACUGUGUGCACCCUCGGGAGCUGGACAGCUGGGCCCUGUGGGUACUCCAGUCCCCGCACCAGCCACUGACCCACGCACAUGCACGUCUGUGUCUGUAGCCUACUGCGGCAGCACGUGCUGAUGGGGGCUGCCCCUGCGUGUCGCCACCUGCACCUGUCCUCCCAGAUCGCUGACAGCAACAGGGCCUCACUCACGCGCGUGCGCCGGCAAGCCUAUGCGCGCCUCUACCCUGUGCUCCUGAUCAAGCAGGAUGGCUCCACCAUCCACAUCCGCUAUCGGGAGCCACGGCGAAUGCUUGAGAUGCCCGUGGAUCUGGACGCCCUGUCCCCAGAGGAGAGGAGGACCCGGUUCCGGAAACGCAUGGCCCAGCUCACAGAGCAAAAGCAGCAGGAGCCAGAGCUGGGCGACGACUUUGAUGUGGAGCGGUACAAGCAGUUUUGGACCAAAAAGUGACUGUGCCUGGAAGCUGGCCGGGUUGGGGACACCGUGGGUGGGGAGGGUGAGCCUUUAAACAUAGUGUGUUCACAAAGC